AUGACAGAGAACUAUCUUCAAAAAUAUCACUAUGAACGUUUAUCAAAUAUUCGUCGUUGGCAAAUACAUUCUGGUUUAAAUCAUUUCUGUUUCAAUGGACAUUGUAUUAUUGGACGAAAUCUUUCUGGUGCAUUUAUUAUUAUUAGUAUGAUUUCAUUCGUAACUUUAGUCUGGUUAAUUUUUGAAUUACCCGUUCUAUUAAAAGAAUUUGAUAAUAAUCUUAUAAUUCUAUUCAUUGGUCUUCUUCUGAUUUUCUAUACAUAUCUAUAUUUAUUUCGAGCAAUGUGUACAGAUCCAGGUAUAAUACAACGUCCAUCAUUAUCCGAACGUUCACAAUUAAAAUUAAAUCGAAUGAAAUCUGAUGAUUCGAAUAAUAUAAUAUAUGAUAUUAAAGUAAAUAAUAUUUCAGUUAAAUGUAAAUAUUGUGUGACAUGUCAUAUGAUUCGAUCACCACGUUCAUCACAUUGUGCUAUUUGUUCCAAUUGUAUUUCUAUAUUUGAUCAUCAUUGUCCAUUUUUAAGUACAUGUAUUGGAAUGCGAAAUUAUCGAUUUUUUCUAUUAUUUCUUAUUUUUUUAUUACAAACAGAAUUAUAUUUCUUUGUAACAAGUUUAAUUAAAAUAUUAAUCUAUAGAAAUAAUGAAAUAUUUUUCAAAUUAAUACCAUCAUAUUUUAUUUUAAUUAUAACAGGUCCGAGUGCACUUUAUACAUGUAAUUUAUUAGGAUAUCAUUGUAUGAUAUCAAUUCGUGCGUUAACAACUCGUGAAGAUGAUAAAGGAAUUUAUAUGAAGGAGAAUCCAUUUAAUACUCAUUCAUGGUAUCUAAAUUUAGCUAAAAAACUUUGUACGUCAUUACCACCUAGUGCAUAUGGAGCACAUCGAUUAGUAAAUCAAACAGAAUAUCGAUUAAUCAAAGAGAAUAUUUAA
Messenger RNA from Adineta steineri, 924 nucleotides. Lineage: Eukaryota; Metazoa; Rotifera; Eurotatoria; Adinetida; Adinetidae. The record is from the annotation of a GenBank genome assembly.